AUGCACCAGAUCUGGACCUACCACCAAGAAAACCAAUUUACUACCAUCAGAUUGUACAAACCUGUCACAUUACUCUCGCGAUCUAAAUCAAGCUACAUUUCAAGCUACGAACUUAUUGAUCCGCCUCUGUGUAUAUUUUCUUAUUUUUUUGUCCUUCUCUCUCUCUCUCUCUCUCUCUCUCUCUCUCUCAAUUUCCCUAUCUAUCAACGUCUCUCUUAUUCUUUUAUUUCUUUUCACAACUGGCACAAGUUCCCAACAUCUCCACCUCUUCAUUUUCUUGUUUUUCCUCAUUCACGCCGUCUUUCUCCCUCUCAGUACCUCUCACUUCACUCAAUCAGUAGCUCAUUAUCUCUCUCACUCUUACUCUCUCACCUUCAACCUGUCUCAUUCUGUCUCUCGCACUCAGUCCCUUUCACUCGCUUUCUCUCUUACUGUUGCAAUAUCGCUCAUUCUCUCUCUUACACUGCGUCUUACUUUCUCUCUCUCAAUUUCAGUCUCUUUCUUCCACUCAAUCUGUAUCACUCAUUUUCCUCGUUUUCAUCGUCUCUUUCUCUCUCUCAAUAUCAUUUUCGCCCUCUCUCUCUCACACACCCUCACUCACUAUCUCUCCCACUUUCCUCUCUCACCUUCAAUCUCGCUCAUUCUUUCUUUCUUUCUCUCAUAAUCUCUUUCUCCCACUCUCCUCUCUCCCACCCUAUCUCUCUCUUACACCGUCGCCUUCACUUUCUCAAGCUACUCACGCUUUCUACUCUUCCUUCUCUCCUUUAUUGUCGUUCACUCCCCCUCCCUCUCUCUCUCUCUCUCUCUCUUUCUCUCUCUCUCACUCUCUUCUCUCGCUUCUUUUGGUUCGCCCUUAUAUGUCCUUUCUCUCAGCCUCAACCCUAA
This is a messenger RNA of Acanthosepion pharaonis, 885 nucleotides long. The record is from the annotation of a GenBank genome assembly. Lineage: Eukaryota; Metazoa; Mollusca; Cephalopoda; Sepiida; Sepiidae.